Liolophura sinensis is the source of this 2739-nucleotide messenger RNA. Its product is annotated as protein Spindly-B-like. Gene Ontology annotation, biological process: protein localization to kinetochore; mitotic metaphase chromosome alignment; establishment of mitotic spindle orientation. Bases 35 to 1405 code for a protein of 456 amino acids. Lineage: Eukaryota; Metazoa; Mollusca; Polyplacophora; Chitonida; Chitonidae. Gene Ontology annotation, molecular function: kinetochore binding. Gene Ontology annotation, cellular component: outer kinetochore; spindle pole. The transcript has 11 exons. The record is from RefSeq and is a predicted model, not a curated record.
AUUAGUUACAGUUCUGCAUACGAGUUCCAUAACCAUGGACUUUACCCAGGAAGUGAUUGAGCGGAUGUGCGAGGGAUUGUCAGGAGAACGUGCUGCAUUGAUCCGCGCUGUGAUUGAGGAAAAUAUGGACCUGAGAAUAAACCUGGACAAAGCCUCCAAACUCCACAGUAAAACUGUUGAGGAGUUUGAACAGGAGAGGUACUCACUGAAGAACAAAAUGGAGAUGAUGUCUAACCUGGAGCAGCAUUACACAGAGGAAGUGGCCAGUUUGCAAGAGCAACUACACACUCUUCAGUCUGGCUCUGCUGAGUCUAAACAACACGAGGCAGAACUAUCCAAACUCAGACUUAAGACUGAGGGACUAGUAUCGCAGCUGGAGAGUGCCCACGCCUCGGAGAGGGAUCUGCAGGAGAAGUUAGAGGUCAUAGAGAAACAGUUUGCCGAGUACAGGGAGGAACACGAGAGUCUGACAGAGCAAAAAUCCAUCAUGGCCAGUGAGGACUACCUCCUCCUGCAGACACAGGUCACCAAUCUGCAGGAGAAUGUGGAAGACCUAACAGAACAACUUAAUGAGGCUAGUCAGCACCUGAAGAUUUUGCUGACAGAGAACGAUGGCUUGAAGUCAGAGCUUUUGGCCAGGGAAGAGGAUAACGAGCAAAUGAGGGCUGAGAUUUCUUCUUACACCAAUGCACUGGAGAAAUCUCGUGAAGAGGUCGUGGAGUACAAAGUCCUCCUGGAGAAUAUGCAAAUGGAGAAGGCCAGUCACGGGGAGAAAGGAAAUUCACUCUUUGGGGAACUGGAUGAUCGUAGAGUGACGGCCGAGAAAAUGCUAGUGAACACGAAGACUCAGUGUGAGAUCGCCAAACAACAACUAGCUAAAGAGAGACAACAACAUCACAGACUGAAGGUGCAGAUGGCAACCAUGCUUCAGGCUAACAACGACAACAUGGGUGGCGAAGGGUUCUCUCGUAUGGAGACCACACUGUCACAGCUCAGGAGCGAGAAGGAGGCUCUGGAGAGUAAACUACGUCAGUACGAGACAAUCCAGAAGGAACAGAUGGAGAAGCUACUGGAGCUCCAGAAUAAGGCUAAAGCAGACGAGAAAGGAGAUGAGGGAGAAGACAGUCACACCCAGUUCCUCAUUGCUGUACUUCAGGCCAAAGAGGAAGAUGUCGCGAAUCUCAAGAAGGAGUUAGAUCAGCAGAAUUCAAGAUGCUCUGUAAGAACGACAAAAUCAUUGAUGGGAACAGGCAGAUUUUUCAAACUGGAAACGGACCUGGACAAGGCUCAUAAAAAGUGCAUGCGGCUGGCGUUGGACAUUGAGGAACUGAGGAUGAAGUAUGAACCAGAGGAAGGUAAGAAGACUGUAAACAGGGCAAAACGGAGAAAAUCCUUUGAGCUCUGAACAGGAUCAGUCUACUAAAUUUGUUCUUAAGGAAAAUGUUUUGCCAAACUCCAAAAAGGACACUGCCAUAUUGAAAAGUGAUAUCCUCUGUGACACUGUCAGCCAAGACACAGUGUUUCUACAUGUAGCACAUUUUGAUGUCUGACACCACACAAGCAGGGUCAGCUCUGCUCUCAGGAAAGCAAGUGAAAAUCAGAGAACAAGUGGAAAUGAUUACAGAGGAAGGGCAGAAAGAGAGUUCAGCCAUAAGAGAGGAGAGUAAAACUGGCAAGGAGAAUAUCCAGUCUCAGAAAAAAGUCCGGAAAUCUGUGGUACAUCACAAUGUGAAGAAAGUGUCAGCGACUAACACGGCUGCUGUGGAUGCAAAUCAGUGUAAACAACAGUGAAAUCAUGAGGUCAAGGACAUUGGAGUUUUUCUGCAGUGCAGUUGAAGUAUAUUGAGAUGAAUCAGCAGGGCUGCAGUGACCACAGCCAGUUGUCUCCCCUGAUGUCACUGUACGCUGUUGAAAUAUGUGCUAAUAAACAUGUGUGCUAUCAAAGAUAUUUCAUACUGGCAUCCUCUCCAGUACUACAUGGGAAAACGAAGCAACUCGCAAAUGGUUGUGGGCUUUGCCCUGGCUCUGCCCAGUUUCUUUUCACCAUAAUGCUGGCUGUGUAGUGAAAUAUUGAGUACAAACUAAAACUCCAAAAUAUAUCAAAGAAAUAUCAAAGAAAUUCAUGAUUGGGAAGCACAGGAGACAAUUUCAAACAAAAGAUGCUUGACUGUUCUCAGCCAAUAAAUAUAUGUUUGAUUCUAUUACUGUAAUUUUAAUGACAUUAGACAGUGAAUGGGAUUAUCAAACGUUCUCAAAGACAACUGUAGCCUUACCCUGAAAUCAACUUGUGAACCUGUGUGACUGCAUGAAAUCCUGGUGACAGUAUUAACGUUUUACUGGAGGCUACUGGUUACAGGCGAAAAUGUAUGUAACUUGUUACUUGUUCAUAGAUUAGGAUGAUGUCACAAAUGAAAACCCUGGCUCAAUCCCAGGCUUGGACAGGGUAUUUAUGGAUUUCCUGCUCUCACAAUUGUGGGCCCUGUUAAUAAUAAGUGGUUGAGGUGAAAUUUUCUUGGAGUAACAAUUGUCUUUCUCCAACAUGUUGCGUACACGUGUAUCUGGUCGCAAUGCAUAGGUAAGUUUGUAUCUUACCAGUUGUUUACAUUGGGGCACUGCAGCAUUCUCCAGAUUUUAAAGUGACCACUAUGGGAUAAGUGAAAUACUCUUCAGUAUGGACAGUAUGACAUUAACAACAGUCAGUCAAAUAAACAGGUGUUGUUUGACAAUGAAAUAAAUAAA